Molecule: messenger RNA, 1317 nt
Organism: Aureobasidium namibiae CBS 147.97
Lineage: Eukaryota; Fungi; Ascomycota; Dothideomycetes; Dothideales; Saccotheciaceae
Product: 26S proteasome subunit P45
Exons: 3
Coding region: 1-1317 (438 amino acids)
Biological process (GO): proteasome-mediated ubiquitin-dependent protein catabolic process
Cellular component (GO): proteasome regulatory particle, base subcomplex
Molecular function (GO): proteasome-activating activity; ATP hydrolysis activity; ATP binding
Source: RefSeq, a predicted model, not a curated record
AUGCCCAGCGCCACGGGUCAGAACUGGGAGAAGUAUCAGAAGAAGUUCGCCGACGACGAGCCCGAGGAGAAGAAGAUCACUCCCUUGUCCGAUGAGGAUAUUCAAGUCCUGAAGACAUACGGUGCCGCUCCCUAUGCCGCCGCCCUCAAGAAGCUCGAGAAGGAGAUCAAGGACCGCCAGACAAGCGUCAACGAGAAGAUUGGUGUCAAGGAGUCGGACACAGGUCUUGCCCCUCCGCAUCUUUGGGAUAUCGCCGCCGAUAGACAACGCAUGAGUGAGGAGCAGCCACUUCAAGUCGCCCGCUGCACAAAGAUCAUUGCCGAUGAGAACGAGGAGAAGAGCAAAUAUGUCAUCAACGUCAAGCAAAUAGCAAAGUUUGUCGUCAACCUUGGCGAGCGCGUCUCUCCCACCGAUAUCGAGGAGGGCAUGAGAGUAGGUGUCGAUCGCAACAAGUACCAGAUUAUGCUCCCCUUGCCGCCAAAGAUUGACCCCUCGGUCACCAUGAUGACAGUCGAAGACAAGCCCGACGUUACUUACGGCGAUGUUGGUGGUUGCAAGGAGCAGAUUGAGAAGCUGCGUGAAGUCGUCGAAAUGCCCCUUCUGUCGCCCGAACGCUUCGUCCACCUCGGUAUCGACCCUCCCAAGGGUGCUCUUCUCUACGGUCCUCCCGGAACUGGUAAAACUCUCUGCGCCAGAGCUGUCGCCAACAGAACAGAUGCCACCUUCAUCCGUGUCAUUGGUUCCGAGUUGGUGCAAAAGUACGUUGGUGAGGGUGCUCGUAUGGUACGUGAACUUUUCGAGAUGGCACGUACAAAGAAGGCCUGCAUCAUCUUCUUCGACGAAAUCGAUGCCGUUGGUGGUGCCCGUUUCGAUGACGGCGCUGGUGGUGACAACGAAGUCCAACGUACUAUGCUUGAGCUCAUCACUCAACUCGACGGUUUCGACGCUCGUGGAAACAUCAAGGUCAUGUUCGCUACCAACCGUCCCUCCACUCUCGACCCAGCUCUUAUGCGUCCCGGACGUAUCGAUCGUAAGAUUGAGUUCUCCUUGCCCGACAUGGAGGGUCGUGCCAACAUUCUGCGCAUCCACGCCAAGAGUAUGAGUGUCGAGCGGGACAUCAGAUGGGAGCUCAUCUCUCGUCUGUGCCCAAACUCGACUGGUGCUGAGCUGCGAUCAGUCGCGACUGAGGCUGGUAUGUUCGCCAUCCGCGCCCGCAGAAAGGUUGCUACCGAGAAGGACUUCCUCAGCGCUGUUGAGAAGGUUAUUCGUGGUGGUCUCAAGUUCAACUCAACUGCCGCCUACGCGCAAUACAACUAG